AACGAGUCCAGCGGAGUGUCAGUAGUCGUUCGACGCUGGCAAGAUGUGGACCGUCCCAGCACUGUUACGCUUCGGGAUCUGUUUGACAGUUACGGCCGUGUGUGGUGUGUGUUGUGCGGCCGCCUCCGAGCAAGGUGUUCUGAUUAGCAAAGCAUGGAGGACGGAGAAAAGUGACGAUCUGCUCUACCCGCUGACCAUCAUCCAUCUGAACGACUUUCAUGCCCGGUUCGAGGAGACGAACACAGUUUCGACGCGCUGCAAACCGGACGAGGGUGAACGAUGCAUCGGCGGGUAUGGGCGGGUUGUUUCCCGCAUCAAAUCGCUGCAGCAGGAGUACGCCGAUCGGAACCCAAUCUACCUGAACGCAGGCGAUAGCUUCCAGGGCACGAUCUGGUACACGCUGCUGAGGUGGAAUGUGACUGCCUACUUUCUGAACCUGCUGCCCGCCGAUGCCAUGACCCUCGGCAACCACGAGUUCGAUCACGGUGUGGAGGGACUGGUACCGUUUCUGGGAGCUAUCGACAGUCCCAUGCUGGUUGCCAACAUCGACGAUCGCGAGGAGCCGACGCUACAGGGGAAGUACCAGCGAAGUGUCGUGCUGGAGCGUGGUGGUCGCAAGAUCGGAAUCAUUGGUGUGAUACACCACGCGACGGAUACGCUCAGCAUGACGGACCGGGUCCGCUUCCUGGAUGAGGUGCAGUGCAUCAAUCAGGAGGCGACGGCCCUGAAGCAGCUCGGCGUGGACAUUAUCGUAGUGCUGUCACACUGUGGCUUCACCAUCGAUCAGCAGAUUGCGCGGGAGUGCCCGGAUGUGGACGUCGUUGUCGGAGGUCAUUCGCACACCCUGCUGCACACGGGCACUGUGGCCGAUUGGCCGGACGUGCCGGCGGGCAGCUAUCCGUUCGUGGUGGAGCAAGCUGCCGGCCGCCGGGUGCUGAUCGUACAGGCCGGUUCGUUCACCAAGUACCUGGGCCAUCUGGUGGUGUACUUUGACGAGCGUGGCGAAGCGGUGCGCUGGGAAGGUAACACCGAGUAUCUGGACGAAUCAUUCCCCAAGGAUGAACAGAUCGAGCGAGAGCUGGUGCCGUGGCGCACGCAGGUCGAUGCGCUUGCCGUACGCCCGGUAGGUGCGUCCAAGGUGUUCCUGUCCAAGCCGGCCUGCCGGACGGGGGAGUGUAACUUCGGCAGCUUCGUUGCGGACGCGUUCGUCGACUACUACGUCGGCCGGGGAGAGGCCGAGCACGAGUGGACGUACGCGGCGAUCGGCAUCACCAACGACGGUGGCCUCCGGACCUCGCUCGCACCCGGCACGCUGACGUACGAGGAUCUGGUGACGGCCAUCCCGUACGAAAACACGGUCGAUACGUUCGAGCUGCGCGGCCACUAUCUGCUCGACGCACUCGAGUACAGUGCCAGCCGGUACGAUACGGCCGAUGUGCUGCAGUUCGCGGGGCUGCGCGUCGUCUUCAACCUGACGCGCCCUGCCCUGCAGCGCGUCCAGCGUGUGGAUGUGCGGUGCCGGGUGUGCCGGAUUCCGCGCUACGAACCGCUGGACCUGAACGCUACCUAUCGGAUUGCGAUUGCGGCGUGGAUUGGCAGCGGCGGCAACGGUUACACUAUGUUCGGGCAGCAUCGCACCAACGUGCGCGUGGGCCCACUGGACAUUGACGUGUUCGAGCGGUACGUGGCCAAGAUGUCGCCCAUUAUGCAGGGAACGGAUGGGCGAAUGGUUUUUGUCCGGUGAGCGGCUAAAGACUCCGCACUAAAUGGGGUUAAGCGCUAAGCGACGAACUCGGUUAAACGAUUUGUUUUCACUUUUAGCAAGAAAAUAUGAGGGAGAUUAAUUUAAAUAAACUAAACGAUGCGAUCAUAACAAUAAACCA
This is a messenger RNA of Anopheles merus, 1883 nucleotides long. RefSeq names its product apyrase-like. Lineage: Eukaryota; Metazoa; Arthropoda; Insecta; Diptera; Culicidae. Gene Ontology annotation, cellular component: plasma membrane. Gene Ontology annotation, biological process: AMP catabolic process. Gene Ontology annotation, molecular function: 5'-nucleotidase activity. The record is from RefSeq and is a predicted model, not a curated record. The coding region runs from base 44 to 1744 and encodes 566 amino acids. The transcript has a single exon.